GCACAUAAUGAUAACUUGAUUCAAGAAAUAAACAAGAACAUUGCUAAAGAGGUCGGUCUACGUGUUAUUCACAUCUGUCUCCCUGAAGGCAGCAGCAAGGAUGAGAUUGUCAAUGAAAUCUUGAGACUUAAUGAGGAUCCCAAUGUGCAGGGCCUUGCCCUUGACCUCCCAGAAAGCUUAUAUAGCAGUAAGGUGUUAGACGCUGUAAAACCAGAGAAGGAUGUGGAUGGGUUAUCUGAUGUAAACCUAGGACGCUUGGUACGUGGUAAUGCCCAUGGCUGUUUAGUUCCUCCUACAGUGUGUGCUGUGAUGGAGCUUCUUGAAGAUUUAGGUGAGACCUUCUGUGGAAAGACGGUUCUGCUGGUGGGAGCCAGGGGGGCAGUGGGCGCUGCCUUGCAGUGCAUGCUGCACAGGGAGGGAGCGACGACCCUGAGCUGCCAGUGGAAUUCUCCUCAGUUGCAGACCAAG
Mesitornis unicolor (brown roatelo) is the source of this 468-nucleotide messenger RNA. Its product is annotated as monofunctional C1-tetrahydrofolate synthase, mitochondrial-like. NCBI's taxonomy places the organism in Eukaryota, Metazoa, Chordata, Aves, Mesitornithiformes, Mesitornithidae. Gene Ontology annotation, cellular component: mitochondrion; cytosol. Gene Ontology annotation, molecular function: methylenetetrahydrofolate dehydrogenase (NADP+) activity. The transcript is spliced from 5 exons. The record is from RefSeq and is a predicted model, not a curated record. The annotation marks the transcript as partial. Gene Ontology annotation, biological process: tetrahydrofolate interconversion.